Molecule: messenger RNA, 1767 nt
Organism: Hydractinia symbiolongicarpus
Lineage: Eukaryota; Metazoa; Cnidaria; Hydrozoa; Anthoathecata; Hydractiniidae
Exons: 5
Coding region: 109-1248 (379 amino acids)
Biological process (GO): cell-matrix adhesion
Cellular component (GO): extracellular region
Molecular function (GO): chitin binding
Source: RefSeq, a predicted model, not a curated record
CUUUUAAAAUUAUUUCAGCUAAAGAGUGCUUAGAGAAAUAUGUAAUACUAAACCAAAGUGAACGAACAAGUACACUAAGUUUACUGUUUUUGUCGAGCAGUGUCAAAGAUGGCGGUCAAGCUGCUGCACAUCAUUUUCAUGUUCGCUGUUUAUAAAGUAUCUAACACACUUUCGAUAAAUGAUAUGCUACGAUUUGGGUCUAGUUACACUGGAAGUGCUACGGAGAGGACGGUCAACGUGCACAAUAUGUUUUCUAAUGCCACUCUUCUCGAUGCAUAUGCUCAACUAAUCGUACCAUCAUCGUUUUCAAAUUUGAUGGUAUUGGGAGCAAACUUAGGGAAGAAUAUUUACAUCAACUACAACGGUCACCUGACAUUUGGAUCCAGUUUUAAUAAUUUCUCACCAGAGCAACUAAAUACUACGGGUCGCAAUAUCAUAGCUGUCUAUUAUUCUGAUAAUGACUUGAGACGAUCAAAUGGCCUCCUUCAUUAUCGCUUCACUACUGAUAGUACAGACUUGUCAACUGCUAAUAUCUUGAUCAGGAGGGAGGGAUUUUCGUCAUUCAGUGCACAAUAUUGCAUUGUUGCAACAUGGGAGAACGUGAAGUAUUACAUACGAGAUGCACCUGAUCGUGCAAAUCCAAAUUUUCAACAGGAAAACACUUAUCAAGUGGUUGUUUGCACCGAUGGUACUCAAGGUCAUACGAUUUUUCACUACAAUAAGCUGCAGUGGUCUCGCAGUCAAGACACAUCGACAAAGCAAGCGCGAGCUGGGUGGUACUUGCCGACAUCAACUAGCGACCAAUACCGAUACUUUCCUCUUCCAAACACAGGCACCGCUGAGAUUGUUCGGCUGACUGACGCAAGCAAUAUUAGACAGCCGCAAGUGAAUGGUAGAUGGAUGUUAUCAUUACCUAGAGUUGGUGUAUGUGCAACAAAAGCGGACGGUGUAUAUGCAUCAAAUUGUACAUCCUAUUACAUAUGCUGCGGUAGAAAUGUGGAAAGAAUAGGAUUCUGUCCGAGCGGUACCGUGUAUCAUCCCUUUACUGGAUAUUGUGUUGAAAGCAGAUUGUACCCAUGUGGAGCUGGAGCUGUCAACUUCUGCGACGGAAGAACAGACGGUCGCUACGCAAACACUGGCACAGUAGCACUUAAUGAUUUUUAUGAGUGUAAAAGUCAACUCACGCGGGAACUAACGUGCCCACCUGGCAUCACAUUCAACACUGGUAAUCCGCGAUGUAGCCGAUAGACAGAAAAAUUAAAAGGCUCUGGAAUAUAUAUUGUCGAAUAUUCUUGUAAUGACACUUGAACUUAAAUUCGCACACUUUUUAUGAUAAUUUCUCUAAUUUUUUUUAAAUAGCGAACUAUUUUUAUUUUAGCCCUUCUCUUGCGAGUUUGUCAAAUAAGAAUUCAAAAGUGCCAUGUACGUACUGUUGUAUAGCAACGACACACCUCGCUCGCAACAAACAAAAUUUUGAGGGGCGAAAAAAAAUCUUGUCCGGUGCAUUAUGUAAAAAAAGGGACGGUCAAAAACGGACAAGCACCUUCUGGACGUAAAAAAUGUUUUGUCCGUUUUUUUUGUCUUUUCAUGUUGAUUACACAUUUGUUACAAAAUAUUCAGUUUUUUUUUAAACAAUAAAAUUUCUAAACUAUUCUAAAAUAUCUGUAUUUUGUUCCCCACGACUUUUUUCUUCCAACUUUAACCGCUUGGCUGCAAGUUUUUCCAUAUGACGAUCCAACCCUUCUAAAGAAAACAACUGAAAAGUUU